AUGCUAAGUCCAGCAAAGAAAUUUAAGAAUGUAUGCCCGAAAUGUUGCAAGUCUGUUUAUGCUGCCGAGGAGAUGUUAGCAGCUGGUCAGAAGUGGCACAAAACAUGCUUUAAGUGUGGUCUCUGUCAAAAGAGGUUGGACAGCACAAACGCCGCCGAACAUGGCGGUGAACUGUACUGUAAGCAAUGCUACGGUAGGAAGUUCGGGCCUAAAGGUUACGGUUUUGGCCAAGGUGCUGGCACCCUUAGCAUGGACACUGGAGCGCAUCUAGGCAACACUGAAACACAAAUGUCCAACAAGCCAACGGAUCCUAACUAUGGUUAAUCCAUGUUCCAUUGCUAAAACAGAUAAAACUCACCUACAACAAAGAAA
Limulus polyphemus (Atlantic horseshoe crab) is the source of this 372-nucleotide messenger RNA. Its product is annotated as muscle LIM protein 1-like. Gene Ontology annotation, biological process: sarcomere organization; muscle tissue development. Gene Ontology annotation, cellular component: cytoplasm; Z disc; nucleus. Gene Ontology annotation, molecular function: actinin binding; structural constituent of muscle. The transcript is spliced from 4 exons. NCBI's taxonomy places the organism in Eukaryota, Metazoa, Arthropoda, Merostomata, Xiphosura, Limulidae. The record is from RefSeq and is a predicted model, not a curated record. The coding region runs from base 1 to 324 and encodes 107 amino acids.